CACCCUGAGGUGAGAAGCAAAAGGGAGCGUUCAAAAGCAGGGACAGUGAAAUGACAUACGACAUAGACCACAGUGACUGCAGCACAGAAAACUUCACACACACAAACUGGGGUGGAGAGAGGCUGCCUGGGAGAGGUCCGAGUGAGGACUGACCGGCCCGGGACGCUCUGGGUCACACUGGGACUCCUCUGGGACAGCGAUCAGAGUCUCCAGACAUGGCUGAAACCCCGCUCUCCCCACUGAACCUCAGCAGUCAGGCGAACAAGAGAGCAUCCUGCUCACGCCUGCAGCUCCAGACAGAGGGAAGGAACCUGGUAUGCAACACGCUGGGCCGGGGACAUGCCUAUUCCUGAUGAGACGAAGACUUAUGCAGUGCCUCCCUUCAUCCUGGCCGAAAAUGAUCGCACACACUCUCAAGGUGCAGUCGCUGAUCCAUUCCAAUCACACAAGCUGAGCUGAGAGGUCGCCCUUGAGCCCGACUCUCACAGGACCGUGGCGAGGCCCGGAGGAGGUUUGAACCCAGGUCAGUGGACCCCAAGAUUGUCUCACACAACAUUGAGGGGGUAGCCCCUGAGCCCGGCCUUGGACAUGAGUCCAUCGUGGCUGGGCGGUCCGGGAUGGGGCCGGGCCUGGGGGAAGCUAUGCUAGGGUGAGGAAAGCUCUAGAGGCUGGGUUUGGGGUUGGGGCUAGAGCUCUGAUUGCAGGCAGGGAGUGGGGGCCCACGGUGGGCUGGGGGAAGGAACCCCAACCCUGAGGUCCCCUCAGAGGCACGGCAUCCUGGAGCUGGUGGGGAUGAGUGGUCACAUCAACAAUACAACCCAGCAUAGACUGCAGGAGAUGCCGGGGACAGGCUGCCUUCCAUUCUCCCAGGGCGGUGUAGUGACCGCGUCCCCUCAGUUACUGGCCAAAUAGCCAAGACUGUAUGGCCUGGGAGGUGCAUUCAAGGGAGCUCCUCACCCCGACUGCGGAGGAGUUUUGGAUUCCUCUGUAUGGAUUUGAUACUUUGAGUACAAGUUUUGCUUGAAAAUUCAUAAUGAACGCAUUUUUCUAUAAUAUGCUUAAGUUUGGGUGGAAGAGGUGCUGAGGAUCAAAUCCAGGGCAAGCAUCUGCCACGGAGCUACGCCCUCAGUCCUGGAGAAAAGGUUGUAAAUUAGUAAAUUUAGUGAUGUCAAGAGAGACAGAGACAGAGGUGGAGGAGGGAGGCUCUGUACAGAACGAGCCAGCAAAUGGAUGUAGGAGGAAAGACAGAAUCAGAAUUUGCUGCUUCACAGUUCCCAAAAUGAAAUUUCAUUAGGCUAAGAUUUGACAGGGGUGGUGUUUCAGUGUCUGUUGCUGAAAACGUAACGGCUGAAACAGCAUCGUGAUUCUUGACCAGCGCUCUGCCUGUGCGAGGGCUCGAUGACUUCCCUGUGUCUCUGCCUCCCUGUUUUGGUUGAGACGGUGACUCUGGCUGGAGGCUCCAGGAUGACUUCUGGCACCUCUUGAUGGGACUGGGGCCUCUGGGGGUGGGAGGCCCCUCGUCCCCCAGUCCCAUCUGCACGUGGUCUCCUAUGCUUUUCCCCACGUGGCUGGUGGGCUUCUGUAUGAGACAGGUCAUAACUUCCAAAAGAGUGAAAGCAGUUACAGCCGCUUAAGAGCUGGGAUAGGAGUGGACACAUGUCGCUCCUGCCUCCUUCUGUUGGUCAGUGCAAGCCACAGAGCCAGGCCACUCUGGGACGUGGGAAAUGAAAGUGGACCCAGAUUCGACAUCAGAAGUAGCCUCUGUGACAAACUCAAGGGACAGAUUCUUGGCCGUCAUCUCUGCAAUUUAUUCGUUGGAACCUACCCUCUGGUUACAAAAAUUCAAAUCCUCACAUGUACAUAAUAUGCUCAUUCCCUCCCAACUCCUCUUUUGCCACUACUAUAUGGGCCUGAAGUUUGGAAUCUUGUGGUCUGCCUAACAUCUGGAUGGGGGUGAGGGUCCUCAGAUACUUUCUUUCUCCGGAGAUCUGAGAGCCAAAGACGAAACCGUGAAGACACACAUCACACAACAACACACUAACAAUCAAAAUACAACCCCAGCUUACACCUACUGCCACCUGGCACGUACCACCUAGCAACACAAACUUCACCAUCUGGUGCCCUAAGCUAUGGGGAAAUAGUAACCGUGGCAAGUUUUUAGUUGGAUGGCCUCUGCUACAUGCUAAAGAGUGCUAAAGAGAUGAAGGGAGAAAGUCCUCCUUGCCGAAGUUAAGACAGGUGUGAUGUUGAGAGGGCCUCUGAUAUGGAAUGAAUCUUGAGUUGCUGGAAAAUUCUUGUCUUGGAACCUGGCAUCCAAGGUGAUGGUGCUGGGAGGUAAGAGAACACAGGUAGCCUUAGGACACAGAAAGAAGCAGGGUGGCAAGGUGUAUGAAGGUGAGUGCUCGGAGGUGGUGAACUAAACUGAUCUUGAGACAUAAAAUAGUGCCCGCACCACCGGAAGUUCUAGGGUUGGGGCACCCCAGGAAGGGGAAGGGCAAUGAGGGUGGGCUCCCAGGGCAAGGAGAGCUUGGACUCUGGGGAACAGGUGGACAGUGUGAGGCUGAGGAGCUGGGUCCCUCCCGGAGCAGCAAGGUUCGGGAGGGAGGGAGGAACAGCUGGCCAGAGAGUUGAGCCAUGGGCAGCUGGAGGACAGGGCGGAGAGGGAGGGUGAAGAAAGCCAAGAUCUCCCUUCCUGGCUGGCACAGGCACUUGUCCCCAAGCCUGCAAGUGACUGGUGCAUCUCCCCGGGGCAGGCUGGUCAGCAAACAGCACCCUUGUGUGCACAGCUGGAUGGUGCUGCCUGUCUUUUCAUCUCCGGGUGAAACUAAAUUUUGAUUAAUCAGAUCCCAACAAUAACAGCAUUUCACCUCUCAGGUGUAUGUGUAAUUGGCUGCAACAGGGGGGCGGGAGGGCUGUGGUCAUUGCCAAGUGCUCACAGGCCACCAGAAACUAGGAAUUUAAAGGCCAUCCCAUGAGGGACCGCGGCAGCCCUUCCACACGCCUCAGCUCAGCCGGACACUGCCCUAGCUGUGAGCUGCCUAACAGUCUGGAGAUGAAGACCUUGACUUGGACCAUCCUGCUGCUCAGUCUGCUGGCUUCCCUGCAGGCCCAGGAUGCUGAACCAGAGAGGAAAAACAUGGAAGGGAUCUGGUACCUGAAGGCCAUGGUAGCCAAUAAGAAGAUGCCAGAGAACAUGCAACCCAAGAAGUCAUACCCCGUGACGCUGACAGCUCUGGAGAAUGGAGACUAUGAAGUCCAGCUUUCCUUCUUCUAUAAGGAUAAAUGUGAAGAGAAGACAGUUGAGAUGCACAGAACCAAGAAUCCUAAAAAAUUCAAAACCACACAAAACAUGAUCAUAUCUGUAGAGGAGAUGUCCGUGAAAGACCACAUCAUCUUCUAUGUUCAACACCAGAUGUUUGGCAUGCCUGUACGCUUCGCACAGCUCCUGGCGAGGACCCCGGAGGAAAACCCAGAGGCCCUGCGGGAAUUUAAGAAGUUCAUGAAGCACAAGAAACUCCCUCUGGAGCACAUGGUCAUCCCCCAGCAAAGCGACAAAUGUGUCUCCUAGUGUGACUUGGCUGCCAACCAGGUCUGCAUGGGCUGAGCCCCUGCUGCUGCCAAGACAGGGCUGCAUACGAUGGACUGCCACUCCCGCCACAGCCCCCCACC
Molecule: messenger RNA, 3669 nt
Organism: Fukomys damarensis (Damara mole-rat)
Lineage: Eukaryota; Metazoa; Chordata; Mammalia; Rodentia; Bathyergidae
Product: odorant-binding protein 2a-like
Exons: 9
Coding region: 2972-3568 (198 amino acids)
Molecular function (GO): small molecule binding
Source: RefSeq, a predicted model, not a curated record